This is a messenger RNA of Fopius arisanus, 1802 nucleotides long. RefSeq names its product phosphogluconate dehydrogenase (gene Pgd). Gene Ontology annotation, cellular component: cytosol. Bases 152 to 1603 code for a protein of 483 amino acids. NCBI's taxonomy places the organism in Eukaryota, Metazoa, Arthropoda, Insecta, Hymenoptera, Braconidae. The transcript has 4 exons. Gene Ontology annotation, molecular function: NADP binding; phosphogluconate dehydrogenase (decarboxylating) activity. Gene Ontology annotation, biological process: pentose-phosphate shunt; pentose-phosphate shunt, oxidative branch. The record is from RefSeq and is a predicted model, not a curated record.
GUAGUUGAGUGGUUCAUUUGACGUCUUUCGAUAAGACCCAGUCAUUUAGAAAAGUCUAAACGAACUGCUGCCACUUGUUGGACCGAUCACUCUCACCAGUGAUAAUUACUCACUUAUUUAUUCAGGCUAUUUGAAAUUCCAGUGAACAACCAUGAGUGAGGCAGUUGCAGAUAUUGCACUGAUCGGUUUAGCUGUGAUGGGCCAGAAUCUCAUAUUGAAUAUGAAUGAUCAUGGAUUCGUCGUUUGCGCUUACAAUCGUACCACCACGAAGGUCAAGGAAUUUCUGGAUAAUGAAGCCAAGGGCACCAAGGUCGUUGGGGCUUAUAGUCUCGAGGAGAUGGUCAGCAAACUCAAGAAACCACGUAGAGUCAUGUUACUUGUUAAAGCGGGUCCUGCAGUGGAUGCCUUCAUCAAGAAUCUAGUUCCCCUGUUAUCCCCUGGGGACAUAAUAAUCGACGGUGGAAACUCAGAAUAUCAAGACACAAAAAGACGAUCAGAAGAGCUGGAGAAGAAUAAUAUUCUGUACGUGGGUUGUGGAGUCAGUGGAGGUGAGGAAGGUGCGAGAUACGGUCCCUCGUUGAUGCCUGGAGGCAACCCCAAGGCAUGGCCAUCGAUAAAACCAAUAUUCCAGGCAAUCUGUGCCAAGGCCGAUGGUGAACCUUGCUGCGACUGGGUAGGCGAGACUGGAGCUGGACAUUUUGUUAAAAUGGUGCACAAUGGUAUUGAAUAUGCCGACAUGCAGCUCGUCUCCGAGGCGUAUCAAUUAAUGAGAGAUGGCCUGGGGUUAAGCCAAGGGGAAAUGGCUAGUGUUUUUGACGAAUGGAACAGAGGGGAACUGUCGUCUUAUCUCAUUGAAAUAACUCGGGAUAUACUCAAUUAUAAAAAUGAUAAGGGAUAUUUAUUGGAGAGAAUACGAGAUACUGCUGGACAAAAGGGAACUGGAAAGUGGACAGUUAUUGCUGCGUUGGAAUAUGGAGUACCAGUCACUCUCAUUGGAGAGUCUGUCUUUGCCAGGUGUUUGUCUUCGUUAGCCAGUGAAAGGAAUGAAGCCUAUUCGAUAUUCAAUGAUGAAAAGAUCGAGGCCUUCCGCGGGGAUAAGACACAAUUCCUUCAGCAAUUGAAAAAUGCCAUUUACUUAGCGAAAAUUGUUUCAUACGCACAGGGCUUCAUGCUCCUCAGGGAUGCUGCUAAAGUCAAUAAUUGGAACUUGAAUUAUGGCGGGAUUGCACUCAUGUGGAGGGGUGGCUGUAUUAUUAGAAGUGUAUUUCUCGGGAACAUUAAACAAGCAUUCGAGAAGAAUCCGAAAUUAUCAAAUCUACUUUUCGACGAUUUCUUUGCCAAAGCUGUGAAGAGGUGUCGGUCGAGCCUACGAGUCGUGUUAUCAACGGCAGACACUCUUGGAAUUCCUACCCCAGUCCUCUCAGCUGCUCGUAAUUUCUACGACAGCAUUCGUCGCAAUCGUUUGCCAACGAAUCUCAUUCAGGCACAGAGAGAUUAUUUCGGUGCUCAUACUUAUGAACUUGUGGACGAUGUGGGACGAUUCGUCCACACCAAUUGGACUGGCAAGGGCGGCAAUACUUCGGCCUCAACUUAUGACGCUUGAGAAUUCAUUGUUAAUAAUAUGGGGUAACACUAGGGUUAAUGUUAAUGGAGUACAAAAUGAACAAAUUUACCUCGGUCGUCUAUUUAAGAGUAUUCUAUAUUUUUGUAUGUCAAUGAGUUGAGUUGACAGAAAUAAAAUUGUUGAAGAAUACUUUUUAAAAGAACAGGAAAGUAAACUGAAAUACUUGUGCAUGGGUUAA